Exaiptasia diaphana is the source of this 2812-nucleotide messenger RNA. Its product is annotated as probable sodium-coupled neutral amino acid transporter 6. NCBI's taxonomy places the organism in Eukaryota, Metazoa, Cnidaria, Anthozoa, Actiniaria, Aiptasiidae. The transcript is spliced from 8 exons. Gene Ontology annotation, biological process: amino acid transmembrane transport. Bases 114 to 1661 code for a protein of 515 amino acids. Gene Ontology annotation, molecular function: amino acid transmembrane transporter activity. The record is from RefSeq and is a predicted model, not a curated record.
GUAAAAUUGUCCAAGAGCGAUGAGCUCACAUCCGGUCUUGUUCUGGAAAGAGUACUGUGUUGCAAUCGACAGUCCUCCAAAUAUUGCUCAGAAAAGGACUUUUAUUUAAUAUUAUGGACAGARAUUACUACGAAGCYAUUCCAGAAACCYCCAGCAAUACCCAAGCGACAAGAACUGAACAGAAUUCCACCUCUCCAAAACAAAAGAUGAGCAUCAAUGACCCAAAUGCUGAUGAUUUAACUGUAACAGAAUCUACUCCGAUCCUUAACAACCGGGAAGAUCAUGGACGCCGUGGGACAAUACUAUCAUCAAUUUUUACACUUGUCUCCACAAUGAUUGGUGGAGGAGUGCUGUCACUUCCCUUUGCUUUCCAACAAGGCGGCUUUUUUAUGACUUCGUUAAUACUGAUAUUUGUCCUUAUGGCCUCGACUCAUGGUGGUUUUCUAAUCAUAAAUAGCAAGAAAUAUUGUCAAGGAAGAAUUAAAAAUGUUGAGGAUGUAGGGAGAAUUGCUUUUGGUUAUAAAGGAGAGGUCCUCACACAACUUGUUCUUAUYGUGACAUUGUUUCUCUGUGCUGUUGCUUACUGGAUUCUAAUUACAGAYCAGUUACAGCCCAUCUUUAUCUUAACUUGUGGUCAGCAUUCAUUCUGGUCUCAGAAGAUYGUGGUUCUCACAAUACCUGUACUUGUAAUAUUCCCUAUAACAUUACUAAAAAGCAUGAGUGCUUUGAAGUUCACUUCAUUCUUAAGUGUUAUAUGUGUAAUGUUCCUGGCUGGUGCUGUCAUACAUCAAUCAAUUGCCUCRGACAUCGGUGGACCCGUCGACAAACCUCAAAACCCCGUCAAAUGGUGGCCUACRGACUUGGGAGGUGUGCUUACCUCCGUGGCUAUAACCUCACUCACGUUUGCUUGUCACUUCAACAUUCUUCCCAUGCACAGCGAACUGCGUUAUCAAACGAGAACCAAUAAGCGAAUUAUCCUGUACUCCGCUAUGGGAAUUACUUACUGCUUGAAUGUCCUUGUAAGCUUUUUUGGUUUUAUGCAGUUUCGUAACUUUGUAGACCAGGACAUCACAAGGAACUUCGCACACGAUAAUAUUGUUAUUACUGUCGGAAGGUGCGCCUUGGCGUUCACUYUGCUACUCAGCUUUCCUCUGCUGAUCUUUCCUUGUCGAGACAUCGUUAAUAGACUUAUCUGGAAAGAACAUUCAUCACCAGURCUUGUCACAUCUAAUUCAAUAUCACGUACAAUGAGCUUCAUAUCAAAUCCCGUCUUGACUGGUCCUUCACGCGUCGUCUGGUUCAUCGAAACUGUAUUCUUUGUGUUUGUUAGCUAUGUCUUGGCCUAUUAUAUACCUCAGGUUGCAAUGGUUUGGGGAUUCGUAGGCGCAAUUGGUACGACAUURACAAUAUUCAUCCUACCUCCUGCAUUUUACCUUCGWGUAAGAUUACAUCCGGCACGACCAGACCUCAAACAGAUAGCGGCCUGGUGCCUAAUGAUAGUGGGUGUUAUACUUUUAAUAGUGUGCACAUAUCAGUCUAUAAUGAACGUUAUACAACCUAUCACCAAGGCAACACCACCUGCAAAAACUCAUCAUCAUCAUCAUCAUAAUGCUACCUAUAACUUACUGGACAAUAGUACAGAUAUUUCUGCGUUAUUUUAAUAUUACCCUAUGGUAUUUUAACUUUUUAUUUCAAUAUUUUAUUAUAUUUUUUUAAAAUUUUUAACUUAAGAAAUGUUGUUGGGUUGAAAAGGUUACGUCAUCCAAGGUAAGACCGAAAGGCAGCAUGGGUAACGUCGAACCAAAAAGGAAAUGAAUGGUACCGAAUGGCAGCAUGGGAAGACUUAUACGCAUUGUAUCUUCUUAUAGAGAUUUGGCUUGUGUUUCCCUCCGGUUUUAGCUUCGAUGGUGUAACCUUGAACAAACCCGACAACUUUUUUAAUCAAAUGUAUCCUUAGCUUAAAAAGACUGAAGAGUAAUWAGAAAAUUAUUUACCUUUUAACACGGCCACUCUGGCUUUUUUCAYAAGAAUUUUCAGUAUAGAUUGCAACAGUUGAAAAAUCACUGUCAGCAAUAUUUUAUUUCACGAUCUACACUCUGAGGUUUUACAACUAGAGUGCAAACAAUAUCAUGAAAACUUCAGAAAUUAAAUAGUGCUAGAUUACUAAAUUAUACGAAUUCCUUUGUUUUCUAUUGUCUAAUCUACACUAUAUUAAGCUAUUUAGCACUAUUUGGUUAUUAUUUUUUCUCACGCUUUUAGUUUUGUAGAUUUUAGAUGUGUAGAUUUUUAGAGGGUAUUUUACAACCUUUUCAAGAUCAGCUAUAUAGGAAUAUCAAUUAUAAAGUAUAUUAUUAUCAUCAUUAGUAUUAUUAUUAUUUUAUUAUAUUAUUAUUAUUAUUAAAUCUAUAUUAGCGCAUAAUUAUGUAGAGUUGUUCUCACAAACCCGUGAAAUACAUUGGUCCCUCUAUUAUUCGACCACCCAUCGGUCAGUCUUUGUUACGCGACCUCAAUCUUCCUCUACUCAAGCUCUAUUUCAGCGGAUAGCCUCUAUUAACCCGACCAAUUCCGACUGCUUAAUAGAUCAGAGUUCUAUUUAACUCUUUUACCUCUUUCUUCCUUUUUAUUUUGUAUCAGUGACAACUUCCACAAAUGUGGUUAUUUAAUUUAACUUCGAUAUUUAUUCAUUUUAAUAAAUGUGUUUAAUCAAGGGCUGUGAAUCAUGAAAUAAAUUUUUAAUGAGUGUUUUGAUUCACGGGUUUGAGAAGACGUCUAUAUUAUAAUUGUAUUUAUUAAAUAUUAUCUGUGGUUUCCA